GUCAGCCGGGUUGCAAUCAGAUGAGGGCCAAAGUUUGACAUCUGUCAAAGUUUUGCAGUAUAAAAAGUUUUGUUUUUGGUGCAUUUUGUUCGUCAUUUUCCAAGCAAAUUCUCUCGAGGAUGGACGGAAACGAGAGCAGGAACAGUGGUGACGAGAGAUACGUUCUGUUCAAGCAGGAUGAUCUCUUCUCGGAUAGUUUUCCGCUAAUGCGUGAAAUUCGCCGUCAAGGAAAACUCUGCGAUGUAACAUUGAAGGUGGACGAUCACUCCUUCUCGGCACACAGGAUCGUCCUGAGUGCUACAAUACCCUACUUUUAUGCCAUGUUCACCAAUAAUAUGGCAGAGAGUCGCAUCAAGGAGAUUACGAUGAAAGAAAUUGAGCCACAAGCUCUGGAAAGUCUGAUCAACUUCGCGUAUUCGGGCACUGUGAAGAUUGACAGCCAAAAUGUUCAGGGACUCAUGGUGGGUGCAUCAUUUCUGCAGCUGAACAAAGUCCGGGAUGCCUGUGCGGAUUUCCUCAUUUCCAAGUUCUCCGCACACAAUGUUCUGGGUAUCCGGUACUUUGCUGAUUCACUGAGUUGCACACACCUUGUUUCGGCGGCAGAUAAGUUCAUCAAUCAGUAUUUCUAUCUUGUGGCGGAAUCCGAUGAGUUCCUCGGGCUGUGCUUUGAGGAACUCAUUGAUCUCGUACGAAGGGAUGAGCUGAAUGUUCCGUCAGAGGAGAAGAUCUUCGAUGCGUGCAUGAAGUGGGUGAAGCACGAGAAUUCACGAACAACUCUUCUGCCGCGUGUUCUUGCCAAUGUACGGCUACCGCUGCUCUCGCCGCAAUUCCUGGCCGAUCAUGUUGCCACGGAAGAACUCAUCAAGACCUCCCAUCAGUGCCGGGAUCUCGUGGAUGAGGCCAAAGAUUGCCAUUUGAUGCCCGAAAGAAGGGCCCUCGUACAAAGCUACAGAACAAGGCAGCGGCAUUGCAAUGCAGUUGGGUACAUUUAUGCUGUCGGCGGACUCACCAAGUCCGGAGAUUCAGUGAGCACGUGUGAGAUUUACAAUCCCAUUAAGAUGGAAUGGACCAUGGGAGAGCCAAUGUCUACGCUACGCUCGAGAGUGGGUGUCGCCGUAACGGGAGGCAAAUUGUACGCCUUUGGUGGCUUCAAUGGCACCGAGAGGCUCUCCACGGUGGAAGUUUACGACCGGAAGAUGCGAAAGUGGACCCAAGGCCGCUCGAUGUUGUGCAAGCGCAGUGCCGUUGGUGUUGCGGCUCUCAAUGACUUGGUGUACGUGUGCGGCGGCUAUGACGGCGUUACAUCACUCAAUACAGUUGAGUGCUACAAUCCAAAGACAGAUACAUGGGCAACGGUAGCACCGAUGAUGAAGUAUCGUUCUGCUGGCGGAGUCGCCCCACUUGGGCAGCAUAUCUACGCUCUGGGUGGUCACGAUGGUCUCUCGAUAUUCGAUUCGGUGGAACGCUACGACCCAAUAACGAAUACGUGGACCAAAGUCAAGCCGAUGCUGAAUCGACGGUGUCGUCUUGGUGUCGCGACGCUCAACAACAAGCUGUACGCGUGUGGCGGCUACGACGGCAACACAUUUUUGAGUUCCGUUGAGAUGUACGACCCUGUCAAAGAUACGUGGAAGCCGGUGGCGUCGAUGAAUGUAAAACGCAGCCGGGUGGCUCUCUGUGCCAAUAUGGGGAAAUUGUGGGCAAUCGGGGGCUACAAUGGUGAGUCAAAUCUCAUGUCAAUGGAGAUCUACUGCCCGGAAACGGACACAUGGACCUUCGAUGCACCCAUGUGUGCCCAUGGAGGUGGAGUGGGAGUCGGUGUACUUCCCAUGCCCUGAGAUUAUGCGACUUCAACCAUUUAUUUUUCUUCUUCUUGCUCCAAAUGUGAUUUUGAUUUUUUUUACGACUGGAAUAAGUUAUAAAACUAAAAUUAUGAAGCAUCGGUAUCAUUACUCCUAUGCUAUAUGAAAGAAAGAAAAAGUACGAAUCUCACAAAGUGUUUUAUAUUUAUUUUUAUUACUACUCCUCCAACACUGAGACUUUUGUGUUCAUCCCCUUAGUGAAAUUUCAUUUAAUAAAACACCCCACUAUCAGUGUUCGAAGUGUAAAGAGAGAGGAGAUGUGAAAAGAGUCGCAAAACUAUUAUUUUAUGAUGUAUACACUGUGUUAGAAUUAAUUUAGCAAAAAAGGAGAAUAUAUUAACUUUAAAUUGUA
This is a messenger RNA of Lutzomyia longipalpis, 2214 nucleotides long. It is a transcript of the gene KLHL18, whose product is annotated as kelch-like protein 18. NCBI's taxonomy places the organism in Eukaryota, Metazoa, Arthropoda, Insecta, Diptera, Psychodidae. The transcript is spliced from 5 exons. Gene Ontology annotation, molecular function: protein binding. The record is from RefSeq and is a predicted model, not a curated record. Bases 120 to 1838 code for a protein of 572 amino acids.